Molecule: messenger RNA, 3725 nt
Organism: Daucus carota subsp. sativus
Lineage: Eukaryota; Viridiplantae; Streptophyta; Magnoliopsida; Apiales; Apiaceae
Product: multiple C2 domain and transmembrane region protein 6
Exons: 1
Coding region: 410-3595 (1061 amino acids)
Source: RefSeq, a predicted model, not a curated record
AUUAUCAACAACUAUUACGUCAAAAAAUGUAUGUUAUUACCUUGUUUCAACUUUCAACCCAAAGAUGAUUCAUCUCAACUCCCACUAUGAUAUUACUUUCUAGCUCCUCAAACACAAGAAGAAUAGAAAGAAGAUACAUGUAGAUGAGGUUCAUAAUUUGAUGAUACAUAUACAUUUGUUAUGGGCCACUUUCUCCACCAAACGACAACUCAUUCUCUUACACACACAAGCACACACAUUUGUGUAUUGUUUGUUACUCAAUUAAUCAAUUCAUAUCUCAUCACAUUUCAUUUCAUUUCAUCUCCACCGCUUCUUUGAUCCUACUCUGUUGUCUGUGUUUACCAACUUUUUGUUCUGCCUUGUCGGUCCAAGAUUUCGAUUCUCCGGGAGCUGGCCUCAAUAAUUCUCGAUGGCUCAGCUGGUGGUGGAAGUUAUAGAUGCGAGUGAUCUGAUGCCGAAAGAUGGGCAGGGCUCGGCGAGUCCUUUUGUGGAGGUGGAGGUGGAAGAUGAGAGGCGGCGUACGCAGACUAAGGUGAAGGAUCUCAAUCCUUAUUGGAAUGAAAAGAUGGUGUUUAACAUGAAUGAUCAGCAGGAUCUUAUGAGGAAAACGAUUGAGGUUACAGUUUAUAAUGAGAAAAGCAGUGAUGGGCAUCACAAGAAUUUUCUGGGUCGUGUCAGAAUCUCUGGCCUUUCUGUCCCUUUAUCCGAAUCUCAGGCUCAGGUACAGAGAUACCCUCUGGAUAAGCGUGGUAUAUUCUCUCAUAUUCGCGGAGAUAUUGCUCUUAAAUUGUAUGUCAUAGGUGGUGCUGGUGGUGGCCAUGAUCACUUUUCAACGAAUUUCAGUGCCUCUCAUGAUGGUGGCCGUGAUCACUUUUCAACUAAUCAUAGAGCUCAGGAUGGCGCUGGCCAUGAUCAGUUUUCGACGUAUAGAGCUCAGGAGACGGAGGAAGUACAAGCAACACGAGUGAAGAAGAGCAGCCAUUUGGAGCAGAGUACACAUAAUCCAGUGCUGCAAGAAAUUAACACCAACUAUAGGGUUAAUGAUGAUGAGUACAAGGACAUUGAAAAGAAACUGAAGAAGAAACACAAGGAAAAAGAAGUGAGAACUUUUUACUCUGUUGGAACAGGUGGUGGAGGACCACCACCUGCUUCGAUUCCUAUGCAAAGGCCGGUCACUAUGGAGCCUCCUAGACCCAUGGAGUCUUCCAGAGCUGAUUUUGCCCGACAGGGGCCUGGGCCCGGACCUGCCACCGUAAUGCAGAUGCAGUUUCCAGGACAGAGGCCUGAGUUUGGAUUGGUGGAGACUCGGCCACCAGUAGCAGCUCGGAUGCGUUAUGGGGACAAGAUGGACAAGAUGUCAAGUACUUAUGAUUUGGUGGAGAAGAUGCACUACAUGUAUGUGAAUGUUGUGAAAGCUAGAGAUCUCCCUGCAAUGGACAUUACUGGAAGCCUUGACCCGUAUGUGGAGGUAAAGGUAGGGAACUACAAAGGCUUGACGAAACACCUGGAUAAGAACCAGAAUCCGGUAUGGAACAGUAUCUUUGCAUUUUCUAGAGAAAGAUUGCAGACCAAUUUGAUUGAAGUAAUAGUGAAGGAUAAAGAUAUCGGUAAGGAUGACUUUGUUGGGAGGGUGGCAUUUGAUAUUGCAGAAGUGCCCCUUCGUUUGGCACCGGAUAGUCCAUUGGCUCCUCAAUGGUAUAGACUAGCAGACAAAAGAGGGGAAAAGCCUACUAGAGGAGAAAUCAUGCUUUCGGUUUGGAUAGGAACACAAGCCGACGAGGCCUUUCCUGAGGCCUGGCACAACGAUGCUCACAACAUCAGUCACCAGAACCUUGCUAAUACACGAUCGAAGGUUUAUUUCUCACCAAAGUUAUACUACCUUCGAGUUCAUGUUAUCGAAGCUCAGGAUCUUGUGCCAAUUGAGAAAACUAGACAGCUGGACACACAUGUAAAGGUCCAUCUCGGAAAUCAAAUCAGGGUCACCAAGCCUUCCCCAGUGAGGCAUAUAAAUCCUGUCUGGAAUGAUGAGCUUAUGUUUGUAGCCUCAGAGCCAUUUGAUGAAUUCUUAACUCUUACGGUGGAAGAACGGCAUGGACCGGGGGAGCCAAUAGGGAGAGUGAUCAUACCUGUAAGAGAGAUACCACCGAGAAUGGACUGGCAUAAGCCCCUGGAUCCUCGCUGGUUUAAUCUUCACAAGCCUUCUCACGCUGGAGACGAAGUUGACAAGACAAAAGAAAUUAAGUUUUCCAGCAAAAUACUCCUCAGGCUUUGUUUAGAUGCGGGUUACCAUGUCCUCGAUGAGUCUACUCCUUUUAGUAGUGACUUUCAGCCUUCAUCAAAGUUUCUGAGAAAGCCUAGCAUUGGAAUUCUCGAAUUGGGGAUUUUGAGUGCAAAGAAUUUGCUCCCAAUGAAAAGCAGCCAUGGAGGAAGUACAGAUGCUUAUUGUAUAGCCAAGUACGGAAAUAAAUGGGUUCGUACCAGGACACUUCUUGACACUCUCUCUCCCAGGUGGAACGAGCAGUAUACCUGGGAAGUUUACGACCCCUGCACGGUGAUCACAAUUGGUGUAUUUGAUAACUUCCAUGUUAAUGGAAACAGAGAGGACGCAAGAGAUCAGAGAAUAGGUAAAGUACGAAUUCGUCUUUCAACUUUGGAAACAGAUAGGAUUUAUACCCAUUACUACCCUUUGUUGGUUCUGGACCGUUCUGGUUUAAAGAAGCACGGAGAACUGCAGUUAGCUGUAAGAUUCACUUGCGUAGCUUGGGUCAAUAUGGUGGCACAAUAUGGAAUGCCAUUGCUACCCAAGAUGCAUUAUGCCUAUCCCAUUUCAGUACGUCACAUUGACUGGCUUCGACACCAGGCAAUGCAGAUAGUAGCAGCGCGUCUAUCUAGGGCAGAGCCACCUCUCAGGAGGGAGACUGUGGAGUAUAUGUUGGAUGUUGAUUACCAUAUGUGGAGCCUCAGGCGAAGCAAAGCAAACUUCUACCGCAUAAUGUCACUGCUCUCUGGGGUUUCGGCUGUCUGCAGAUGGCUAGAUGGAAUUUGCAAAUGGAGAAACCCCUUAACAACAUGUCUCGUGCAUGUUCUUUUCUUGAUUCUGGUUUGCUAUCCAGAACUGAUCUUGCCAACAAUAUUUCUCUACUUGUUUGUGAUUGGACUAUGGAACUACAGGUUCAGGCCAAGAAAGCCACCACACAUGGAUGCAAGGAUUUCACAAGCUGAGAACACUCACCCGGAUGAGCUUGAUGAGGAAUUUGACACAUUUCCAACUUCUAGGCCAUCAGACCUUGUGAGAAUGAGGUAUGAUAGAAUGCGGAGUGUGGCCGGAAGAGUCCAAACAGUGGUCGGAGAUUUGGCAACACAAGCAGAGAGAGCUUUAGCAAUACUUAGCUGGAGAGAUUCAAGGGCCACGGCAAUCUUCAUUAUCUUUGCAUUAGUUUUGGCAGUAGUGCUUUACGUAACUCCCUUCCAAGUCAUUGCAGUUCUAGUCGGUCUGGUCAUGCUGCGCCAUCCUCGGUUCAGAAACAGGAUGCCUUCUGUACCUGUCAAUUUCUUCAAGAGACUACCAUCCAAGUCGGAUAUGCUUCUAUUAUGAGCACAUAAAAUAGAUAUUAUUUCACUCAUUCAAGUGUAAAUAAAAAUGCACGCUAUAAUGAAUCGAGCAUGAAAGCAGAAGCUAGAUCUUCAAGUAUUCCAAUAAUAUUCUUUUGAGCUUUAUUUUGCAA